AUGUUUGCACACCCAAAAUUCAUUCUCUUGUCAGUUCUGCUUGUGAGUUUCUUGUCAUCAUCGUCGGUUGUUCUUGGGCAGAAAAAGUAUACGUGCUGCAUGCCUCACCAUCACACAGUACAAGCAUCUGUCAGGUCUAUAUCUCUCACCGAUUGCAAAGGAAAUAGUUGUACAUUUAAUGGACAACGUAUCAUUCAUGAAAAACACAUGCCAGAUUUUUAUAACAGAAGAUACCUAUUAGAUUUAAAGAUUGAAAUGAAUGACAAGAUUGUGAGCAAUUGGCAAACAACCAUGGGAUUUAUGGAUCCCUAUCCAAGUAAUUUUGGAAUUGAGUAUGUGUUCAAUGCCACUUCAUGCACAUGCCAUCAAUUAACCAAACAAUCGCCUUACUUGAUGGUUUCUUGUGUGGACGCAGACUACACUCUUGACUCUGUCAUUGAUGUUGGCAUUGAAACGAUGGAUUUUGUCAAAGGUCAACGAUUUGUUCGAACCAUACAAUUAAACGGAACACAUACUCAACAAGAUACAAUGGUUGUACAACAGGUGAAUACGAAACAACCACCAUUUCCUCACAAGUAUGAUCCCUAUCCAGCAGAUUAUGAUUGUGCCAUUUUAUAUUCAGAAACAAAGGUUGAAACGAGAGAUCUUUUCGGCAAUUUGAAAGAGUUGCAAACCAUUUCAAGUCACUGUUGGAACUUUAAACCUUUCAAUACUGAUGCUGACUAUGUAGUUCCUUCGUAUUGUCCCAAAUGCAAUUGA
Naegleria lovaniensis is the source of this 759-nucleotide messenger RNA. RefSeq lists its product as uncharacterized. The record is from RefSeq and is a predicted model, not a curated record. Bases 1 to 759 code for a protein of 252 amino acids. The transcript has 2 exons. NCBI's taxonomy places the organism in Eukaryota, Heterolobosea, Eutetramitea, Acrasida, Naegleriidae.